CACCACCACAAAUUAUUAAUAGGUAAGAACAACCCAAACAGAGCAUUUACCAUAUUGUUUCAGAGCGGAGGAGCUAGAGACAGAGGAGGGGGGAGACAGAGGGGGCGAGGAGUGAGAGGCGAUGACGACUCGAAUAGCUCCAGGCGUGGGAGCGAACCUGCUCGGCCAACACUCCGCCGAGAGGAACCAAGACGCCACCGCCUACGUCGGCAAUCUUGAUCCUCAGGUAACUGAAGAGUUACUCUGGGAGUUGUUUGUUCAAGCAGGCCCUGUUGUAAAUGUGUAUGUUCCCAAAGAUAGAGUCACCAAUCUUCAUCAAGGAUAUGGCUUUGUAGAAUUCCGAAGUGAAGAGGAUGCUGAUUAUGCAAUAAAAGUUCUGAAUAUGAUUAAACUUUAUGGGAAGCCAAUAAGGGUGAAUAAGGCAUCCCAAGAUAAAAAGAGCUUGGAUGUUGGAGCUAACCUUUUUGUUGGAAACCUUGAUCCUGAUGUGGAUGAGAAACUUUUGUAUGAUACUUUCAGUGCAUUUGGAGUCAUUGUUACGAACCCCAAGAUAAUGAGAGAUCCAGAGACGGGGAACUCCCGUGGAUUUGGUUUCAUUAGCUAUGAUUCUUUUGAUGCAUCUGAUGCUGCAAUAGAGGCAAUGAAUGGUCAAUAUCUUUGCAACCGGCAGAUAACAGUAUCCUAUGCAUACAAGAAAGACACAAAAGGGGAGCGUCAUGGUACCCCAGCAGAAAGAGUUUUGGCUGCCAGCAAUCCAACUGCCCAAAAAAGCAGGCCUCACACCUUGUUUGCGAGCGGGCCUCCUACACUUCCCAAUGCUCCUCAGGCCAAUGGCACCAUCAGUACUCCAAUUCCUCCACGCCCUUUUGCAAAUGGCUCUCUUCCUCCACCACCAAUGGCACCGCUCCGGCCACCCACACAAGGUGGAGUCUUCCCACCCAUGCCAAUGUCUGGUCCUCCGUCUUGGCAGGGGCAGCCUCAGCAACCUGGUCAAGCAAUGCCACCUCCUUCCAUGCCACCACUGCCCUUUCAGCAGUUCAGGCCGCCGCCACCAAACAUGCCACCACCACCUUCACAACUAGCUCCUCUAGCAUUUACAAGGCCGCCUCCACCACCAACUGGAAUGUCUAUCCCUCAACCUGUUUGGCGGCCACCGCCACCGCCUCAGCAGCUGGUGGGGAGGCCCCCUUCUAUGCCACAGAUGUCAAUGCCACCACCUCCCCCAUCCCAUGCUCCACCUCCGCCUCCAUCAAGUUGAAAGUUGAUCAAAAGUGCACGUUGUGGACAUUUUACUGUUCCUUGUCUUAAUUGAAGCUUUUUAUUUAUUUAUUUAUUUAUUUAUUAUUCUCUGGUUUUAUGUAUACUUGUUAUGUUC
Camellia sinensis is the source of this 1375-nucleotide messenger RNA. RefSeq lists its product as uncharacterized. Lineage: Eukaryota; Viridiplantae; Streptophyta; Magnoliopsida; Ericales; Theaceae. The record is from RefSeq and is a predicted model, not a curated record. Gene Ontology annotation, biological process: positive regulation of mRNA splicing, via spliceosome. Gene Ontology annotation, cellular component: nucleolus; precatalytic spliceosome. Gene Ontology annotation, molecular function: RNA binding.